GUCUUUGCCCCGCCCCCCAGUGGCGAGAUGGCGGCUGUCGAGGCCGAAGCCGCGUCCUCGCCGCUGCCGUCCCCCGGAGAGGGGCCGGCUCGGGCACCGGGCCUGGGGACUCGGCUGCGGAGCUGCUGCUGCUGCGUGACGGUGGAGCCCGUGCUGCUGAUGGCCAUGCUGGCGCUGGCGCUGCAGGGCCCGCUCACCACGCAGUACAUCUUCCAGAGGGUGAGCGCCGAGCUCGGAUUCAGCGGCAACCGGAGCCGAGGUUGCAACGGGUCGCGGGGGCCCGAGGCCCAGCUGGAGAGGGAGGUAGAGACAAUAACCUCUCACUGGAAUCUGUACAUCAACAUGGGGGGCUUUGCUGUGGGACUUUUCUCUGUGACUCUGCUUGGACCGUGGAGUGACCGCGUCGGGCGCAGAUGGAUCCUGAUCGUGCCGGCCCUGGGCUUGGCUCUGCAGUCGGCCCUCUACCUCAUCGUCAUGUACCAGGAGCUGCCGGUUGGCUACUUUAUGAUCGGCCGCCUACUCAGUGCGCUGCUGGGGGAUUUCAGCAGCAUCCUGGCCGGCUGCUUCUCCUACAUCGCUGACAUCACUGACAGGCCGUCGCGCACCAUCCGCGUGGCUGUGCUGGAGUCGUGCCUGGGCAUUGCGGGGAUGAUCGGCAGCAUUAUUGGGGGGCAGUGGAGCAAGGCUCAGGGUUACACCAAUCCGUUCUGGCUGGUGCUGGCCCUGAACCUGGUCACUGCUGCCUAUAGCUUUGCCUUCGUCCGGGAGUCUGUGUCCACAAAGCAACCGGCCAGGCUCUUCACCGUCGAACACUACAGGUCGGUGUACCGCCUGUACUCGAGCGGCAGGCUCAGCCUUUGGCUGUACGCCCUCUCCCUGUUCAUCGUGGUAACGGUACACUUCGGAGUGAAGGACAUCCUGAUCCUCUUCGAGCUGAGCUCCCCCUUGUGCUGGCGGUCUGACCUGAUCGGGUACGGCUCGGCGAUGGAGCACCUGACCUACCUGAGUAGCCUUUUGGGGCUGAAGGUGAUGAAGCUGUGCUCCGGCGACAGUGCCAUCGCAGGGAUCGGCCUCUUGUCCAACAUGGCAGGCUUGGUGGUGUUUUCAGUGGCUGCCACCAGCUCCCUCAUGUUCACAGGCUACGGGCUACGAUUUCUUGCUAUGACCACAACUCCUGUGCUUAGAGCCAAGAUGUCAAAUUUGGUGGAGGUGACACAACAAGGAGCCCUGUUUGCCUCGGUGGCUUGUGUGGAAAGUGCCUGCUCUCUGGUGUCGACACUGGUUUUCAGCUCCCUGUAUCCUGCAACACUCUACUUCAUGAAGGGAUUCUCGUUUCUCUUUGGUGCUGCUCUCCUCCUCAUUCCAGCAGGGAUUAUCUGGAUCCUGGGGUGCAGAGGGACAGAGUUGCAAUAUCGCCGUUUUGGAGAUGACGCCCUGAGCAGUGGUCGUGACACCUCCUCCAUUGUGAAUGAGUGAACUUCCUGUGAUGUCACCCAUCCGGAUGGAUCCGUAUGAUGGUGCUGAGACACACUGUCUCCCCCCCCCCCGAUCUCUGACUUCUGAGUACUUUCCAGCUGGUACUCCAAGGAUUGGAGAAUGAGGCUUUUCAGCCCAUCCACUCCUUACUGGCUCUCAGGCAGAGUUACACUAUAGUCUCCCUGCUCUGCCCUUUCCACUGUUCUUUAUACCUUCCUCUUCCUGGAUUGGUUAUGCACCUUGAAAUGUUUAAACCGAGAGUAUUACCAAUGAAUUUAGUUAAAUUUCAGAACUGACCAAAAAAAAUUAAUUAUUACAGGAUCCUAAACAGAAGAGUUUCUGCAGAUGCUGGACAUUCAGAGCAACACACACUGACUGCUGGAGGAGCUCAGCAGGUCAGGCGGCAUCUGUGGAGAGGAAUAAAGAGUCACUGUCAGGGUCUCGGUCCAAAAUGUUGAGAGUUUAUACCCAUCCAUAGACACUGCCUGAUCUGCUGGAGUUCUUGCACCAUUUGUUUUAUGGAUUAGUUUUAUUUGUCACGCGUGCAUGGAAACAUACAGUGAAAUGUUUCGUUUUUGUAAAUGACCAACGCAACCUGAGGGUGGGGGAGCCCGCACGUGUUGCCGUGAUUCUGGUGCAAACAGUGUGCAUCCAGCUUACUAACCCUGACGCGUACGUGUUCAGAAUGUGGGAUGAAACGGGAGCAACUGGAAGAAACCCACACAGACCCGGUGCUAUCACAAGAUCGUAAUUUUCCAGGACUUGUACUUGAUUAUACUUUUCCCGUGUUGGACAGGGCAGGACAGAAAUACUUGCUGCAGUGGUUUUCUUGUCACGUACGAGGACAGGAAGAUAUUAAAGUGCUGUAAUUAAACUGAG
Messenger RNA from Hypanus sabinus (Atlantic stingray), 2355 nucleotides. RefSeq names its product solute carrier family 46 member 1 (gene slc46a1). Gene Ontology annotation, molecular function: transmembrane transporter activity. Gene Ontology annotation, biological process: transmembrane transport. The record is from RefSeq and is a predicted model, not a curated record. The transcript has 5 exons. Bases 28 to 1476 code for a protein of 482 amino acids. Gene Ontology annotation, cellular component: plasma membrane. NCBI's taxonomy places the organism in Eukaryota, Metazoa, Chordata, Chondrichthyes, Myliobatiformes, Dasyatidae.